AUGGUCGAUCAUUUUCUGGUGGAAGAAUGGCUCACUCAAGAAUCCUACGACGAAUAUUUUCGACAAUGUGCACCAAUUUCAUGCACCUAUUUAACAACUGUCCAUGAUGGCUAUUUUGAUGUUCUAAAAACACUGAUUGGUCUGCUCGGUGGACUCUGCAGUGGAUUGGGCAUAGUCGUCCCAUUGCUUGUCCGACUCAUUCGACAACGAUUUUGGCCACCACCGGCGUCAUCUAUUCCGAUACCUUCAACACCAUCACAUUUUUCACGUGCACCAUGGAAUUCUCUACAAAACUAUUCUAAUGAUUUUAUAUUACCUUCAAAUGAAUAA
Rotaria sp. Silwood2 is the source of this 330-nucleotide messenger RNA. The record is from the annotation of a GenBank genome assembly. NCBI's taxonomy places the organism in Eukaryota, Metazoa, Rotifera, Eurotatoria, Philodinida, Philodinidae.